UUCCCGUCGUUUACCGCGCUAGACGCACGUAUUGUUAGUCUCGAAUGAGGUUUGAAGGUGAUCGGGUGUGAGCUCGUGCGCAAGGGAUUGUGAAUAUUUGCAGUGACAGAAAACUAUAGUUAGUUUAUGUGUUCAACAUUUAUUAUUUAAUUUGUUAUGAACAAUUUUUACUGGGAUAUUUAGGUAAUUUUAAACACUUGGUUGCAACUCAAGGUAAAAUGGGUCAUUGUUUUUCGGUAUGUUCGAAAUUUCGUGCUGUGUUUCACCUGGACCGGGAGCACCUGCAAUUAAAUCCUUUAUGCGAAAGACCGGACUGUAUGCCGAAGCCACCUUCGCAGGCGCAGUUCACGCCAGGGGGAGAUUCUGAAGUUUCUAUACUGACGGUUGUCAACGUAGACCAAUGUGUGCUGAAAAAUGCGGAGGCCCAUAGAACGUCAAGGUUUGAAUUAUCAAGACGUAAGAAUGAUACUGCCAGAUUGAUCAUUCGCAGAGGAGAACCGUUCUACAUCAAACUUAUUCUGUCACGCGCAUACAAUCCGAAUACCGAUGCAAUUUCAUUGGUAUUCACUCUGGAUGGCGUUGAAAAACCACAAUACGGACAUGGAACCCUAGUCGCAGCACCAGUUCUGAAAACUGAAAGUGACAGUGAAGGCCCAUGGCAUGCAGUUGAAGAUUAUUUUGACGGUAACACGUUGAAAUUGAAAAUCAUUCCGGCAGCUGACGCAAAGAUUGGUAAAUGGAAGAUGGACGUUGAUACAAAGUGGCAAGACAAGAGCGCAAUUAGUUUUACAGUGAACGAUCCAUUCUACGUGAUUUUCAAUCCAUGGUGCGAAUAUGAUACAGUAUUCCUGGGAGAUGAGAGUGCUCGUCAGGAAUACGUGAUGGCGGAUGCUGGGUUGAUAUGGCGUGGGAGCUACAAUCGACAGAGGCCUACUGUGUGGAAGUAUUCACAAUUUGAGAAGGACGUCUUAGAGUGUGCCCUUUAUCUCGUAAUUGAGACUGGAAAAGUCCGAAUAUCUGGGCGACAUGACCCAGUGAUCAUCUCGCGAAGACUGUCUUCUGCGAUUAACUCACCAGAUGAUAAUGGAGCAGUGAUGGGUAACUGGUCAAACGAUUUUGGUGGAGGAACAGCCCCAACAAAAUGGAUGGGAUCGCAAAAGAUUCUUCAGGAAUAUUAUACGACAAAAAGUCCUGUCAAGUAUGGUCAGUGUUGGGUAUUUUCCGGAGUACUAACAACGGUGUGUCGUGCCUUAGGGAUCCCUUGUCGUCCAGUGACCAAUUACUCGAGUGCUCACGACACUCAAGGCAGUCUCACUGUUGAUUGUUUUAUUGACGCUGAGGGUAAAGUAAUGGAAGAAAUGAACAAUGACUCCAUAUGGAACUACCAUGUAUGGAACGAAGUAUGGAUGUCUAGGCCCGACUUGACACCAGAGUGUGGAGGCUGGCAAGCUAUCGACGCAACACCACAAGAACUCAGUGAGGAUGCUUAUCGAUGCGGACCGGCAUCUGUUGCAGCCGUCAAAAAAGGCGAAGUGAUGCGUCCUUACGACAGCAGAUUUGUUUUUGCCGAGGUAAAUGCUGACAAAGUCUUUUGGCGCUACAAUGGACCCGUGCAGCCUUUGAAGCUCAUAAGAACAGAUAUGUAUGGAAUUGGAAGAUCUGUUUGCACAAAAGCAGUUGGAAAAUGGGAACGUGACGAUAUCACAAAUAUGUACAAAUACCCGGAAAAAUCGGGCGAGGAGAGAGCAGUCAUGUUGAAGGCAUUGCAACACAGCGCAUCACUGUUCAGUCGUUAUUACCUUAACGAAAAGUUCAAUGAUAUAAAAUUCGAUUUCGAGCUCCGAGAUGACAUCAUUAUUGGGGAACCAUUCACUGUGUCGCUGAUAACCAAAAAUAACAACAGUAGUCAAGAAUAUCAUGUGUCAGUCAUCAUUUGCGUAGAGGCGGUCCUUUAUACUGGGCGCAUUGGAAAUGCCAUCAAACGUUCCGAAACCAAACAUUUAAUUAAACCUGGCGUUGUGGAAGAAAUAAAUUUGAGCGUAUCUUGGGAAGAGUAUGGGCCACGAUUACUGGAUCAAUGUGCCUUCAACAUUACCUGUCUUGCCAGUGUUCAGGAAGGCAACUUUGAAUAUUUUGCUCAAGACGAUUUUCGCGUGCGGAAGCCAGACAUUAAAAUUCAGGUCACGGAAGAGCCAAUCAUUGGUGGGGAACUGCAUGCCAUAGCUACGUUCAAAAAUCCUUUGCCAAUUCCACUGAACAGAGGAAGGUUUUUGAUUGAAGGACCUGGAUUGGACAAGCAGCUGAAGCUGAAAUUAAAAGAUAAGGUCGAAGUUGGUGGAGAGGCAAGUUGCAUGUUUUCGAUGACUCCGAGAAUAGAAGGGCGUUCCACUAUCGCGGCCAAGUUUCAUUCUGAUGAAUUGGAAGAUGUCGACGGCUUCAUUAAUUUCAUGGUGAAUCCUGCCAAACCCUCUGCCAACGAUGCACAACAAAGUCAUGUGAUGUCAUGAUGAAGUGAUUAGUAGAUUAAGGACGGAUCCUGGUUCAUGAUGUUAACAAUGCACUGAUUUUUGGAAACUUUUAAUGAAGAACCUGUUAAUUCGAUAUUUUCAAAACUGUCGGUAUAUUUUGUUUAAUAUUACGACGAAUUGAAUUAAUGUGUGCGUUGAAAAAUAUCAGGUGCAAAUCAAGAUCCAUGCCGAUGUUCGCAGGCGCUUGCCGUCCAAGGUGCAAUUUUCUGUUUAUUUUACAUCUUCUGGUUUUGUUGAUUUAAUUAAUUCAUAUCGAUUUAUUUAGCUUUUGCCUACUUUUCUCCAUUAAGAUUAUAUUGACAUCCCUGCAAUAUAUCUUUUCUCAAUUAUACAUGUAUUUAUUCGCCAAUCGACACAUAUCUAUACUCUAUUUUAUGUAUAUUUAUCCUGUAUUACUUCUUUACUCUCUACAUUUCUACAAUGUACCCCAGUACAUAUUCACUCAUUUACUGUUUCUCUACAUUAUCUCCGCCUUUACGUACUUUAACAUUCUCUUAAAUUCAUUCAGACUUUGCGCCUGUUUAACCACAAGCCGUAACUUGUUGUACAUCUGAUAUCCCGUGUAUAUUGUCGGAUUCAAAAACAUUUGAAAUGUAAAAAAAACCGCCAAGUACCAUAAUUAUAUUACGAUGAAAAACUUAGUCAAUAUUUUCCGUGAGAUCAGGAAAAAGUCCAAGCACAACCUCCCGCACGUACACGCCGUGAAGUCGGAUCUCGCUUUUCGUGUAGUGAUAUCGAGAUACAAUUUCAAAAUCUACGUACAUUUUUUCUAUUCUACUGAUACUCUUCCUUCGCGCCCCUUUGUCGUCGACGAAAUUGCACAAGCGAUGAUAAUUCUAUUAGCUCUAAACGAAAUAAUUGUAUCGACGAAAAAAAUAUUGGAGCAAUACAAUCUAGCAUCAUUUUAUUUUAUAAGAGAAAUCAAAAAUACUUUGUGGCGGUCUUAGAGCAGCCUGUACCGGAUACAUUCGAGAUCUGACGGGAAAUUGCUGUGCAAUAAGGAUUUGACAUUGACCACUAUUGAGAAAGGCUUAUCUUCAAUAUAAAAAUACGGAAAGACUUAUUUCCGAUACUCAUACGCAGCAGAUAUGCCUUUCAAUAUUGUCACUCUGGAAAUAAUAAGCUUUAGUCUUGUACCGGCAGUGUCACUAUAUACCAUGAACCCGAUAAAAAUUCACUCUCCUACUGUUUGCUCAAAGUUUCAUGUUCGGACUUCAAUCAAGAAUAAUACAUCGCUGUCCGAAAAA
Molecule: messenger RNA, 3775 nt
Organism: Neodiprion fabricii
Lineage: Eukaryota; Metazoa; Arthropoda; Insecta; Hymenoptera; Diprionidae
Gene: Tg
Product: annulin
Exons: 10
Coding region: 219-2507 (762 amino acids)
Biological process (GO): peptide cross-linking
Molecular function (GO): protein-glutamine gamma-glutamyltransferase activity
Source: RefSeq, a predicted model, not a curated record